Molecule: messenger RNA, 7503 nt
Organism: Planococcus citri (citrus mealybug)
Lineage: Eukaryota; Metazoa; Arthropoda; Insecta; Hemiptera; Pseudococcidae
Gene: scro
Product: homeobox protein Nkx-2.1
Exons: 5
Coding region: 121-1131 (336 amino acids)
Biological process (GO): regulation of transcription by RNA polymerase II; cell differentiation
Cellular component (GO): nucleus
Molecular function (GO): RNA polymerase II cis-regulatory region sequence-specific DNA binding; DNA-binding transcription factor activity, RNA polymerase II-specific
Source: RefSeq, a predicted model, not a curated record
GUCACCCUGGCGCUUUCCGGGCACCCGGUGUCUUCGUCGUACCAAUCGGUCAGCCCUGUGGUCGGCUUGCAUCAAGAUUCUCCGGAUAUUCUGCCGGAGCUCAAUGGUGCCGACUUGGCCAUGUCCUUGAGUCCUAAACAGCAGAAUUCGCAUACUACGCCGUUCUCCGUAUCGGAUAUACUAAGCCCUAUCGAAGAAUCAUAUAGGAAAUUAGAACUUUGCGGGCCCGCUUCGCCUUAUAGAAGUAGCACCGGUGGUAGUAGUGUAGGUGGUAGCAGUACAAACGGUGCGCCGACUUCCGUCAGUCCAGCAUCCAUGGCCAAUCCGUAUAUGCACGUGGCCGCCCAAUUCCCGCCGCAGUAUUGCAACGGGCCGCCGGAUUUGUCUUACGGCAACAGCGCUGCCGGAUGGUAUAGCGCCUCUCCGGCCAAUGAUCCUAGAUUCGCCAUUUCAAGACUGAUGAGCGGAUCGCCAGCGUCGACUGGUAUGAAUAUGAGCAACAUGACGAUGUCUGCUGCUUUGACGUCUUGCGGCGCUGACACCAAACCAAUGCAGUUUCCUUUAGCCCAAAGACGAAAACGAAGAGUGCUAUUUACUCAAGCUCAGGUAUACGAAUUAGAGAGGAGAUUCAAGCAGCAAAAAUACCUGUCAGCACCGGAACGAGAACAUCUCGCUAGUUUAAUCCACCUGACACCUACGCAGGUUAAAAUAUGGUUUCAAAAUCAUCGAUAUAAAUGUAAACGACAAGCAAAAGAAAAAGCAAUGGCUGAACAAAAUGCUCAAAAUCAGUCGCAAAGUUCACCACGCCGGGUAGCUGUACCAGUACUGGUCAAAGACGGUAAACCAUGUUCAAAUUCGUCCGAUUCUCAAAACCGAAGUCAAAGUCAACAAUCCUUAUCAAACCACUGCAACGCGCACAGUCCGAAUUUAAACCAAAUUAACGUCGCGCAUCAGCAACAAAGCCAGCAUCAGCAACUGCAACAACACCAACAACCCACGUGCAAUAGUACCAGCGCCUUGUUAUCAAAUAUGACUUAUCAGAGACCGAAUCUGCAGCAUCACCAUCACCAUCAACAGCAAUCUACCAAUAUGUGUUCCUCUUAUUUACCUCUGCAGGGCAGAGCCUGGUAGUGUAUACUUUUACUAUCCUCUUUGUCUUUAUUAUAGAUAAUAAGUAUACUCUUAUAAAUUAUGAUUUUUCCUCCUUUCUCUCUCUCUCUCUUUCUUUUUAUCUAUUUUUUUUUUGUUUCUUUCAAAAACAUGCAAAAUGCGCGCCAGGUCGUUUUAUAAAAUAUAAUUUUUUUUCUCCAGUGGUGACCUUUUGUGCGAAAAUUUUUAGCAAUAAUCUUGCUCGAUACCAUCGUUGUUAUGUAAUAAUUUGUUAUCUUGUGAUUAUAUUUAUUGUAUACAUAGUUAGGCUGUUUUAUUAGAAAUGUUUUCCUUCGAUUUUUUUGACUUAUUUUUUUCCUUUCUCUUUUCCUUUCCUUUUUUUUUUUUUUUGUGGUCAUUUGUAUAAAAAAGAAAACUCGGUCGAUAUAAUUUUUUCUAAUACGCCGACUUCGUUAUGUAAUAAUCGAUCGAUUGUUUUAUACAUUAUGAAGUGAAGUAAUGGAUACCAAAAAUUCACCAAUUGUUUUUCCCCAUUUAUUUUCGGACAUCAAUUAUUUUAUUUUCCACUUUAUAACGAUGUACUACAUACUAACAACACCGCGAAAUUAAUAUUAAAUGCGCCGGCUGAUAAUCGAUUAACCUUCGUUAUUUCAUAUCCCUCUUCUUUACUCGUCGUCAUUAAUUUCAAUUUGUAAUUGAAAAAAAAAGGAUGUUUGUAGGUAUAUAAUUUCUCUUUUCGUAUUAACAGGGUGUGUUUGUGUAGGUGUCGUGAAUUUUUUACUUUUUAAUUCGAGCUGAUCUGUUUUUCCUUUUUGAAAUUUGGAGUCGUAUUUAAAAAAGGACAGAAUUAUGACCUUUUUUUUGUCUUUUGUAUUCGAAGACGUAUGAAAAUUUAUGAUAAAUAUUUUUUCUGCUAUCAAUAUUGAAUAAUUUAAAGCUGUAAAUAAAUCAAUAAAAUAGGUAAAGUGUAACUGGGUAAUUUACGUACACUCUUCCCUCUCUUCACUAACAUAAUGAGAAAUAUUAAUCAAAGAAGUUUGAAAGCUCACUUGGGAAAGCUAAAUUUUAUUGACGAAACGUAGGGUUUUCCAAAAAUGGUUUUCAAAUAGAAAAAACUCACGAGAGAACCUCAUCUCGAUCACUGAGAAACCUAUUUUGAUAAUUUGUUCAUCACGAUGCUGAGAAUUCGUGAAGCAGCUCCUUACUUCAAAAGAAAAAAUCAUCACCCCAAACAAAGAACUAAGGGUCGUUCUAAGGAGUUUUAAAUAAUUCAAAAGGCAUCCUUUUUCAAAAAAAAAAAAAAAAGUUGAAAAAUCUAGGGCCACUUUUACUAUUUUAAAAAAAGGUCUUCAAAAUACAAUAAUGCAAAGAUUUAGGCCAGAAAGAAGAUGUCCAGAGUUGCAGCUGCCCAAUCACAUAUUUCAAUAUUUCAACUUUUUCUUUGGAAAAAAAAUUGGGCUCAAAAAAUAAACUUUACCUCACUCAUAUAUCGAAUGCAGGCCUCAAAAUGCAUUAAUGGUUGAAAUAUGUAAUCGUACGAAAAAAAAUUCUUAGAGUUGUAACUUCCCAGUCACAAAGUUUAAAAUUUUUAUGAUAGAUAUUUUUUUGAAAAAAAUUGGCAUUUUAAAAGAUAGAACUUUUUUCAAUUCGAGUCAAAAAUAACUUUCAGGCUUCAAAACACGUUGGAGUGGGGGAGGGGGGUUGGAAUAUGACUAUUGAAAAAAUAUUUUUUAGAGUUUAAGUAGGUUGUAAUCAAUCGCUCAUUUCAAUUUUUCCCUCUUUUCUUUACAAAUUUGGACCCAAAAAACAAACUUUUCCUCAGUCCCAACUCAAAUAGAAAAAAAUCCUCAAAAAACUUCGAUGCAGCUGCUGAAAUACGACCAUAAGAAAGAAGCAUCUCAGGGUUGUAACAGCCCAAUCGCACAUUUUAAUAUUUUAAGAUGCAUUUUGAAACUAUUUGGGGGCCAAAACAUACAUGUUUUUUCAACCCAAGUCGAAAAAAUCGCCCCAAAACACGUUGGCGAUUAAAAUGUGUCCAUAAGAAAGAAGCUGCUCACAAGGGAACCGCAUGAGCUGUCCACCUCCGAUUUGAACGGGACCGCGAUUUUUGGAAAGAGCAUGUUCUAAAAUGCCCAAAUCCAAAUUUUCAGCUGCCCAAGUUCAUUUUUCUAUUUUUGGCGAAUUUUUGAAAACCCAAAAUUGACUAUUUUGGUGAUUUAUGCUUUUUUUUUAAAAAGUACAUACUUGAUCAGUAAAAAUGUUCAAAAUAAGUCCUAAAACUAAUAUUAUAACCCCCCAAAUCCAAAUUUCACCAUUUCCAGCCAUUCUGGAGGCUCCAGCGCUAUUUUUCAAUUUCUCCAGAAUUUUAAAUUGGCUCCAGAAGGCGUGAAUAUGAAGUUGGGCAGCUGAAAAUCGAGUUGUGUGUCAUACUCGACCUGCUUAACGAAUUUAUUCACAUUUCAGCCGAUUCUGGAGGAGACACCUCAAGAGUGGUUUUUUGACCAGCUUUUUUUCAAAAUAAAAAUAUAAAAAAACCAAAAAUUUCCCGUAUACGAGAAAAUUUUCGAUAUUUGCGCGAAUCGCAGUAUUUUGUCAUGAACUAACCCCACGAGGGCGAAUGUCGCCAUUUCCAGCAAUUCUGGAGCCUCCAGCGCGAUUUUUCAAUUUCUCCAGGGGCUCCAGAAAGACUGGAAAUGGGGAAAUUCGCCCUCGUGGGCUUGAUUAAUGACGAAAUACAGCGAUUCGCGCAUUUUUCAAUAAUUUUCUCGCAAACGAGAAAUUUUUGAUUUUUUUUUUUUUAAUUGAAAAAAACUAGUCAAAAAACCACUCUUGAGGUGUCCCUCCCAAAACCGACUCAAAUGUGGAUAAACUUGUUUAACAGAUCGAGUAUAACAUACAACUCGAUUUUUAGCUGCCCAAUUUCAUAUUCACGUCUUCUAGAGCAAAUUAAUAAUUCUGGUGAACUUGAAAAAUAGCGCUGGAUGCUCCAGAAUAGCUGGAAAUGGCGAAAUUUGGAUUUGGGGGGUUAAUAUCAGUUUUAGGACUUAUUUUGAACAUUUUUACUGAUCAAGAACGUACUUUUUUUUUAAAAAAAGCAUAAAUCACCAAAGUAGUCAAUUUUGGGUUUUCAAAAAUUCGCCAAAAAUCGAAAAAUGAACUUGGGCAGCUGAAAAUUUGGAUUUGGGGGUUUUAGAACAUGCUCUUUCCAAAAAUCGCGGUCCCGUUCAUAUCGGAGGCGGACAGCUCAAGAGGUUCCCUUGUCAGAGUUAAAAAACCCAAUUACGUAUUUCAAAAAUUUGUGGAGGUUUUUUUUGAUUUUCUCACUCAAAAGUCAAAGGUUCUAAUUUGGAAUUCGUGCAUGGAAAAGAAUAGGUAUACUCUUAAAUCUGUAGCUGUCCAAAUAAGGUACAUUUUAUGGAUUUCAUGAGAUUUUUGUAGAAAUUUUCCCCACUCUGAAAACAUGUACCAAAUUAAUUAUCCCCAUUAUUGUAAAAAUUAGACCUCUAAAUGCGAUUGUAAUUUUUCAUUACCCAAUUUAGAAAGUUUUGGACUACUUUGAGAAAUUCACAACCUCGUCGAACUCAUCCAGGGUUAUCGAGAGAGGGGCAAAGGGGACAGUUUGCCUCAGACCCACGCUUUCUGGAAGGCUCUGCAAAGAAGGGCCUGUGAUGGAAGAAAUACCUGUUUUUUUACUUCUCAAAACACACAUUUUCGAAAUCUUUUGGCCUUUUCUUUUUCAAAAUUGAAAUUAAAAAAAAAAAAAUUGUAUCACAAGUAGGUACCGUUUUUAUGCCUCUAGAAAUACAAAUUUUCAAGAGCUUUCGCUCUCUCUGGAGCCUGUUAUCUAUACUUUUUCAAAUUCUAAAAUAUUUUAAAAAACAAAAAAUAAACUCCUCGCAUAAAAAAACAUCAAUUUUGGUUUUCUCAAAAUACAAAUUUUCAAAAGUUUUCGGCCUCGCUUAGUUCGAGCGUGUGCUCUUUUUUUUCAAAAUCAACUUCCUAAAAAAAUUUUUUAGCCCUUUCGAAAUCUAAUUUUCAGAAACUUUUGUCCUUGCUUCGCUCGAGCCAAUUUUUUUCUUAUUUUAAAAUUGAAAAAUUCACAUUUGGGCCUCCAAAAAUCUAAAAACAGAAAAUGAAAAUUUUUUGUAUUUUUUGCCUAUAUUAGUCGGCAAAUUUUCAGUCCAACUCUCUCCUCCCCCUCUCACAAAAAACCUCUACAUAGUUUCGUCUCUAGAAAUGAGGCAAAAUCUCGACGAUCCUGCCUCCAGAAUGCUUCGAAAAGGUUGUUUCAAUGGCUAUUUUGAAACUAAAAACUUUUUUUCCCGAUUUGACAAAACUAUUUGUGAAGCAAAAAAACUUGAUUUAAAAAAUUAAAAAUCUAAAAAAAAAUUUUCGAUACUAAUUUUGAUUGAAAAUGUUAAACUAUAGGAUAAAAUAUUAUUUUAAUAAGUAUCACAUACUCGACUCACUCCUUCCAAAAAUUACGAGUACAAUUGUUAAAUUUUUCAUUUCAAAAUUACAUAUCGAAGUUUGGCGAAUUUAAAGCAGACUACCGACCAUUGUACAAAGAAGGAAAAGCAUUUGUAAAACGUUAAGAAAAAAACCACUGUACAUUUGUGACAUGUACAAAUCUAGUAUUUGUGAAACUCUGAUAAAAAAAAUUAUAGUAAGGUGUAAAUUUUGCGCAUACUUUAUUAAUAUUAGGCGAAGUUUAUAGGCGGUCCAUCGAUUACUCGCCAGGCGAGACAGAGCAUAAUUUGAAAACAGCAAAUACUCAUACAAAUGAAUCAAAAUCCAGUGCAAGAAUAAUCAUCUGUGAUAUCUAUUUUUAUCGACUUGCCUCUUGAAAGGAAAAUACGCGAAAUUAUAACUCCCUUUCUCUUCUUCAUCUUUGAAUCAGAAUAAAUAUAACAAAAAUUAACAGAAGCGAGCCAAACCCCCUCCCUCCCCUCACAGCAGAAAAAUUAAGUCGAAAAGUUGUAUAAAUUUUUGGGAAAAUUUGGUGAGUUGGAAAAAGUUGGCAAGAAAUUGAGUAAGCAUGGAUUGUAAAUUUUCCGACUAUUUCGCCCUCGGUUUGCUCGUACAAAAUCAAAAAUAUUCUGUUCUCUUUUCGACUUUGGAUUUUCAAAAAAAAAAAAAAUCGAAGUUUUGAUUUUUGAUUUCAACGCUGUUGAAUAUGAAAGUAUCAUUUUUUUUUGAUUAUUUAAAAUUAUUCAAGAUUUUUGUUUCUAAUACACCCCCCCUCCAGAAUUUGUUCGAAUCACAUCUGAAGAACUAGCACGAAGAAUACUGGAGUGAUCUUGUGACGUGGUGGAUGGGGGGGGGGUCUGGGAUAUAAAGGUAGGAAAAUCUUGCGGAAAAAGUCGAUACAAUUUCAGUCUACUUCCCCCUCCCCCCCUUUCGACACAUCACUUUCGUCACGCCUGUAAAAAUUAACAUUAAAAACGGAGAGAAAACUAUGAAAAAUUGAUCUACACUCAAAUUUACAUAUAUAAAUCCUCACUAGCCGAAAAACUUCGCCAAUAAACUAGUCAUACAUAUAAUUUACUUGAGAACUUACGAGUAUUCUAUACUUCGUGUGCAAUGGAUUACGAGAGACAAUCGUUUUUAGUAAAUAAGCAGCAGUUUUUUCUUUUCUUUUUUUUUUAAUAGCAACCUACUAAGUAUAGAAAGUCAGUCAACACGAGUUAAAUUAACUGACUUUUGACUAUAUCGAUUUACCUAUCAAAUUAUUUAAAAAAAUAAACCAACAAAAAAAAUGUUUGAAAAAAUACGAGAAUAAGUAUAUUAAAAAAAGGGCCAUUUUAUAUACAAAAUUGACAUUUUUCAUUUUUUUCUAAACUUUUAAUCUAGUCUCCAAAAUUAUUCUAAACACAAGCUGGAUCUAGGUUGAGUUACCUUCUUUUUUCACUGUAGGUAUAGGUACUUAUAGGCCUACGUGAAACCAAAAGAAUUAUUCAAGUCGACCGUUUUUAUAGGCAUACGCAGAUGAAAUAAGGUCCAAGGUCCCUAUUAUAAAAUGAGUACCUAGUUCAAAAAAUGGGUAUAAUCUUUUGCUCGUAGUUAUAGGUAUAACACCAGGAUUGUUUCUGUUUCAGUUUCACUAUACGUUCAAAUGUAUAAGUAUAACUUAUUUAAAAUAAAAUCUUUUUUCUCUCUACUUCCCAGUCUCUAUUCUCCCCUUGAUAUUUUUCUGCCCCCUCCCCCCCAAAUAGUAUUAGAACGUUUGUUAAUGUAUAUAAAUUUGUAGAUAGUUUUGUGUUAUCAUGUAUAAGUAGUAUAUUUUGUAAAUAAUUUCUUGUUUUAAAUAUUCAUAAAUAUGAAAUCGAACAAAACGUCGAUAUGCGAAAAAAAAAAGAAUCAAAACAGAAAUAAAACAUCCUUGAAUUUCCA